AGUCAUCCUCGGAGAAGCGAAAGUUUUCAGUUUUCUCACCCGCCCCCAUACGAAAAAACGCUAGUCGUUUGAACAUCACGAAAACAAUCGCACGUAAAAUUCUGGAAAUAACAAAAACUACUGUUCAACUUAGAACUUUCAUUCCUCUGCAUUAUUUUCCAAUUCUUGAGGUUUGAAUAUCAAUCAGCUUUUUUGGAACUGUAGCCGCCCAACAAGAUGCGAAAACUACGCGGAGGACAAACCAAAGAAACCCGCAAACAAAAGCAGGAACGCCGGGAGGAGAAUCUUAAAAUACAACAGCAGCUCAAAACGAUUGUGCUUCCAAUCUGCGGGGUCUUCCUGAUGUGUAUUGUGGUUUACGUGUUCCUCAAAACUCGUCCCCGGUUUGAGGAGUUGUAGGAUGUUUUAUGUUCUAAUUGUCUACCUUGAGCGAUUUUUGCAAUAUUUUCAUUUUUGUUCUAUUCGAUAUUCCGGAACAUGAUCGAGAAAACUAUUUUUACUAGGAAAUAUUUUCCACACUUUAUUGUGCUUUAUUAAUCUUAUGACCGGACGGAAGAUGCAUUGCAAUUAUUUAAAUCAUAUUCGUUCCACUCAUGUACAGGGACGAAGGGGAAAAAAGCCCAGUAAAUGCAAUGUAAUGUACAAAGUUUACAAGAGUCUAUAUUAUAAAACAGUAUAAUUAAAAUUGUAAAA
Molecule: messenger RNA, 693 nt
Organism: Aedes aegypti (yellow fever mosquito)
Lineage: Eukaryota; Metazoa; Arthropoda; Insecta; Diptera; Culicidae
Product: single-pass membrane and coiled-coil domain-containing protein 4 homolog
Exons: 2
Coding region: 217-399 (60 amino acids)
Source: RefSeq, a predicted model, not a curated record